This is a messenger RNA of Acanthoscelides obtectus, 2028 nucleotides long. Lineage: Eukaryota; Metazoa; Arthropoda; Insecta; Coleoptera; Chrysomelidae. The record is from the annotation of a GenBank genome assembly.
AUGAGACUUGAAUGGGAGCAACAGAAAGGAAACAUAGCUAUAUUUGAAGCACUUACAGGUCUGCAAGCGGCUUUACAAGGGCUCUGCGAAAAUUUGGUUCUGUUGGAUAGAGUAGAAUUUCUCAAGGAGAAAGGAAUGAGAUGUGAAGUUAGAAAAAUUGCAGAUGAAAGGGCGAAACCUGGAAAAUUCACGUUGAUUCCGAUUGUUGAAGUGGUCUUCCCUGAAUCUAUAGGUCUGAGAUUUUCUGGGAUGCACCAGUACAUCAUACAACUCCAGAAAAUCUUCACCAUAAGAAUUGUCACCUCUUCAAAGUUGAAUGAAUGUGAGAAGACUAGUCUGUACCCAAAUGUAAUUAUGAGAGGAACAAAAUUAAUAUUGAUGGAGGUAGGAAAUGUAAAAUUUCUGGAUUCUCUCAAUUAUUUUCCUAUGCCUCUAACUGCUCUACCCAAGGCGUUUGAUUUGAAAGAGCUAAAGAAAGGAUACUUUCCACAUCUAUUCAACACUUUGGCUCAUCAGAAUUAUCUAGGGCCAAUUCCAGCGCUCGACUUCUACGAUCCCGACCAUUUAAAAGAAGACACUCGAGAAAAAUUAUUAAAAUGGCAUGGCAAAAGACAAGCGGAGGGAUACGUUUUUGAUUUUCAGAAAGAAAUCGUUGAAUACUGUAUCUCCGAUGUGGAAAUAUUGACACAGGCGUGUCUCAAAUUUCGAGACCUGAUGAAAACCGAAACCACAGUCGAUCCCUUCCAGGAAAGCACCACUAUUGCAUCAUGCUGUAACAAAGUCUUUAGACGCAAUUUUUUAAAACCUGAGACGAUCGGGGUAAUUCCAAAAGGGGGCUAUAGAUGGCGUGAAAAUCAGUCAAAAAUUGCCAUCCAAUGGAUGUUGUGGGAGGAACAUCAAAGAGGAAUCAAAAUUCAACACGCCGCUAAGGGUAUAGAAACCAUUGUUAAGGGACAUAAAGUAGACGCCUCUCUGUCGCAGAUGUCAGGACUUAUUAAAUGCCAGAUUCUACCGAACCAGAACUUAUAUCACCCCGUUUUACCGUCAAAAAUGAACAACAAAUUGAUGUUUGUUAACUGUCAAAAAUGUGGUGAAGAUUUCGUUCGAGAAGAGUGUCAGCAUUCUAUUCAAGAAAGAAGCCUAAAAGGAACUUGGGUGAUAGAAGAGGUGCUCAAAGCUAUUGAAAAAGGUUACCAAAUUAUAGAGACUUACGAAAUAUGGGAAUACGAUACAAUUCAGCUCAGUAAAGACCAAGAGGGGUUAUUUAGCGGAAUGAUGAACAAGUUUCUACAAAUAAAACAACAAGCUUCAGGAUGGCCCAAACAUUGCUUAACGGAUGAAGAAAAAAACCGUUAUAUUGAUGCAUUUUUGGAUACAGAGGACAUAAAGCUGGAAUUUUCAAAAAUUAUAGAGAACCCCUGUUUGAGAUCGUUAGCUAAACUUAUGCUGAAUUCUUUUUGGGGUAAAUUUGCUCAAAAAGAAAACCAAAACAAAACCUCGAUAGUCAGAGACUGUGGUGAAUUCUUUGAUAUGCUGACUAAUCCUUCUAUUCAUGUAAAUACAGUUCUCCCGGUAAACGAAGAAACCCUUCUCGUAACUUGGGAAUUUAGAGAAGAGGUGUAUGACGUUUCUUCAACGGUUAACGUUGUAUUGGCUUCAUACGUCACGGCCCUAGCUAGACUAAAAUUAUAUUCAUUCUUGGAGAAAGUGGAAGAAAGGGCAGUUUACGUAGAUACAGAUUCAUGUAUUUAUAUCUCUCGUAAGGGAUUAGACGACAUAUCUACAGGCGACUUCAUAGGUGAUAUGACCGAUGAGCUCAAUGGGGGUUUCAUAUCAGAGUUUGUUUCUGGAGGACCUAAGAACUACGCCUACAAAUAUACUACUUUGUCUGGAGAGGAACAGAUCGUAUGUAAAUUCCGUAAUCGGUUCAUCGCGUUGAUUGAAAAAUUGAACUAUGGCAGAUAUGAUCUCAUAAUGUUUCAGCACUCGUCCCCUGCUUAUCCUUUGGACUUCCUAGUGAAGAACUAG